This is a messenger RNA of Phytomonas sp. EM1, 924 nucleotides long. Lineage: Eukaryota; Euglenozoa; Kinetoplastea; Trypanosomatida; Trypanosomatidae. The record is from the annotation of a GenBank genome assembly.
GGUGGUUUCAAUUUUCAAAGCAGGUCUGUUUGUGGGACAGCUCGCUUGUUUAUAGAGAGCGGGUUGGGCAUGUCCACCACCAAUUUCCCAAAUUUUUCUUGAAAAGCAGAUCCCUGUCGCAGCAACUUAAACAAUGCAUUACAUAUGGUCACUGCAGUGGCUUCCAAAACCCCUAAUAUGUAUCCCAUGAGCGAAACCUAUUCUCUGAGAGAUCUAGAAAAACAGGGUCUAAUUUAUCAGUAUUCUUCUAUCGAUGGGAUAUACGUGCACCAUGCUCGUCUAAUUUGGUAGCGUGCCGACUUUUCAUAUUAGCCGUUGCACAUUUAUCUAUACUGUACUUGUUAUAAAAUUCCUACAUUUUGCAUUACCACUUCAUUACCUUCUGUAUAGGUACUUCCAAAGCGAUGAGCACCGAGGACGGAGCAGAUUCACCAACGGUGGCUCCGUUGCUUGGGACACUCUUCCGCGUAGUUCGCUUUCUGAGGAUUGGGACUCUGCUGAACUCAGGCAUCUGCACCCGUCGCGAGCAAUAGACAUUCCGUUUAGGUGUUUCUGUCAGACGGCACACUUCUUACCAGUUCUGAAUACCCAAAAUUGUGUCGCUAUUUCUAGUGAUAGAGGCAUGUGAGUGCCUUGCCUAUUCCACGAGCGGACCAUUCCUUCUUGUUCAACCGCUUACUACAUGGUUGUUCGAUGGAAAUGGAGGAUUCCCAAAAGGUACGAAUAAUGCAAUUAUGGGUUUACCACGCAUCCUCCAUGUAUGUCAAAUGUCGUGCGUGGAAUUCAUACCCCUUCUGGAACCCUAACUCGUCGGUGGGUACAGCUCGCUACACUGCUACACACUUCUUGCAAAACAUCUGCCGGUGCACAACUUAUUCCCAGAUCAUCUUUGAAAGACCUAUUAUUUAAGAGACAAUUAUUCAA